Molecule: messenger RNA, 327 nt
Organism: Ilex paraguariensis (yerba mate)
Lineage: Eukaryota; Viridiplantae; Streptophyta; Magnoliopsida; Aquifoliales; Aquifoliaceae
Source: the annotation of a GenBank genome assembly
AUGUCACAGAACUCUCCAAAGCUGAGAAACUUGGUUGCUUAUGAAGGUUGUAAUGCAUCUGGAUCGCUGGCUCUCACUCGUUACACAGAAUUGAUGAAUGGGAUUAUUGAUACGGCGGAGGAUGCUAAGUUACUCAGAGAGAGAGGGAUUAUUGUGAAUCGUUUGAAGAAUGAUGAAGAGGUGGCCAACUUGUGGAAUGAGAUGAGUAGGUCUAUGAGAUUGACGAAAGUGCCCUUCUUGGAUAAAGUGAUUGAGGAUGUGAACAAGUAUCAUGACAGUAAAUUGAAGGUUAAAGCUGGGAAAUUCAUGAAGGCUUAUGUGUUUUAG